Molecule: messenger RNA, 1014 nt
Organism: Diaporthe batatas
Lineage: Eukaryota; Fungi; Ascomycota; Sordariomycetes; Diaporthales; Diaporthaceae
Exons: 3
Coding region: 1-1014 (337 amino acids)
Source: RefSeq, a predicted model, not a curated record
AUGAUUGCCAUGGACGACAGCGAUAACUGCAGUCUGGGACUUGAAUACGAGCACCAGAGUUUGCCGGAUGCUUCAAAUUACAUCAGGCUUCUCACGGCAAAAGCUCACGAUGGGGAUGGCUCUCACAUCCUCGACUGCGACUUAACGACAUGGCGCAUCGAGGACAGUCCGGCGUUCAGCGCAAUUUCCUACAGCUGGGGUGAUCCGGCGCAGACCGCCCUUCUGCAGAUCAAUGGCCGGUCGCUGCGUGUGACUAAGAACUGCGAAGUCGCUCUGUGUCAAGCGACCCUCUGCAGGGCCAAGCUCUCGCGUUCCAGGGGGGCACAUGGAAGCGACAAACGCUACUUCUGGUGCGACGCGGUCUGCAUCGACCAGAAGAAUCAGGCCGAGAGGGAGGCGCAGGUGGUCGCGAUGGGUCGCGUCUACCGACGGGCCGAGCACGUGCUGGCCUGCCUCGGGGCCCCGGUCGAUGGUACAGACGACAUGUUCCUAUUCCGCAGAAUCCAGUCGCGGUCUGGACUGCUGCGGUCGAUCGGAGAGCACUGGCUGCCGGAUGACGAGUUCCAGCUUGACAUUGCGCGGAUGACCGACGACAAGUGGACGCGGAUGGUGACCUGGUUCAUCUUGAGCAUGCCGAGAUGCUCAAUUAUACGCCUGUGCACUGCGCUAGAGUCCCUCUUGGCGGCUCCUUACUUUCAGAGGACGUGGAUAUGCCAGGAGCUUUUCUUGGGCAGAGAGGUCAUCGUCACUUGCGGGCUGGAAAGUGUUCAAAUGAGUUGUGUCUACGGAUUGGCUCAGACAAGAAGCCUCGGCUCCCUCAUGUGGAAAAUCAGAUAUCAAGAGUGUGGAGAUAUCAGAGAUAAGGUAUACGGAACGCUGUCUAUGGUCAGGUGGCCUGACGAUGAAGCAAUAUCCGUGGACUACGGCAGGGAUAUUUUUGACCUCGCCAUCCAGGUCAUGGCGGUCAUCAAGCAGAGACCGGGUGGUUGGGAUAGUCGUUGUCCCGAAGACUAA